This is a messenger RNA of Xyrauchen texanus (razorback sucker), 3941 nucleotides long. Its product is annotated as AP-1 complex subunit sigma-2. Bases 102 to 611 code for a protein of 169 amino acids. Gene Ontology annotation, cellular component: AP-1 adaptor complex; membrane coat; intracellular membrane-bounded organelle. Gene Ontology annotation, molecular function: clathrin-cargo adaptor activity. Lineage: Eukaryota; Metazoa; Chordata; Actinopteri; Cypriniformes; Catostomidae. The transcript has 7 exons. The record is from RefSeq and is a predicted model, not a curated record. Gene Ontology annotation, biological process: intracellular protein transport; vesicle-mediated transport.
CUGACGCUCUUUGGCAUCGAUUGUACACAAGACGCGAAACACUGUGAAACCUGAACUCGUGUAAAUUCAUCCCUCAUUUACACACUGACCUCUUCAUAAAGAUGCAGUUCAUGUUGUUGUUCAGCAGACAGGGGAAGCUCCGUCUGCAGAAAUGGUACGUGCCACUGUCCGACAAGGAGAAGAAGAAGAUCACACGGGAGCUGGUGCAGACCGUCUUGGCCCGAAAGCCCAAAAUGUGCAGUUUCCUGGAGUGGAGAGACCUUAAAAUAGUGUAUAAAAGAUACGCAAGUUUGUAUUUCUGCUGUGCCAUUGAAGAUCAGGACAACGAGCUGAUCACCCUGGAGAUCAUCCAUCGCUACGUCGAACUUCUCGACAAAUACUUCGGCAGUGUGUGCGAGCUGGACAUCAUCUUUAACUUCGAGAAGGCCUAUUUCAUCCUGGACGAGUUCCUGCUGGGAGGAGAAGCUCAGGAGACGUCGAAGAAGAACGUUCUGAAAGCCAUCGAGCAGGCUGAUCUCCUGCAGGAGAAUCUAGAUUUUCAGAUCCGUCUGCUUCCAGGUGUUCUGAGUCAGAACGUGUCUCCUGAAUCCUCUGGACUAUUCCAGAGUUAAACCGGCUCAGGUGAACAUGAUUCAGCCACGACAUGAAUACUUUAACGUGCCUGUGUACUGAUUGGCUGUCGCAGCUGUUGGUUGCUGUCCGUACUGCAUGCUGAGCCCCGCCCCAUGCAUGACUUGCCUGCUGGCUCCGCCUCUCUCUCUACCACCGUCCAAUCAAAGAGCUGCAUCUUGGGGCACCCUGUGUUCACUGCAUACACCUCUCUCUCUCUCUCAUUAUAUAUUAUUUAUCUUUGGGGCUGUGUGAUAUCUGUGUGUUUAAAGGAAUAGUUCACCCAAAAAUAAAAAUUCUGUCAUCAUGUACUCAUAUAAUUUAGUGUGUCCAAGCUGUUCUUUUCCUUACAAUGAAAGUGGAUGGUGAUUUUUUACUGCCAAACUCUAAAAAUGACAAAAAAAUAUUAUAAAAGUAGUCCAAAAGUCUUCAGAAGUCAUACAAUAGUUCUAUGUGAGAAAGAGACCGUUUAAUCAUUUUUUAAUGAACUAUUCCUUUUAAAGCUCGCUAAUGGACAUUAUUGCAAAUUCUUUCAUUUCAGCACUUCAUCUAUUUAGUUUGCCAUGAAGACAUUUUGUCUUUGUUUAAAACUGUUUUUUAAGUGUAUGAGUCAUUUUGAUAUUUUUAAUCGAAAUUAUCUCAAAUAAAAAAAUGUCUAAGUGGUGUCACCGUCCAGAGAAAUUACUAAAAUAUAAAUAUAUCAAUACAUUUUAAAAUAUUAUUAUUUAAAAAACACUUGUCCACCAAAUCAAAUCAAAGUCGGGUGUUGUAGGGUGAAGGAUUUCUGUGACAUCAUUAUUUGGCAUUGUUAUGAAUGAUGUGUUUAUUUCUUGAGGUCAUCUGGACCCUCACAAUCACAGCAUGCAAGAUCAACGGUUCGCUGGUUGAUAAAUGUAGUAAAUGAUGUUCUGUGCUGAUUUCUUUUGCUAUAUUUAGUGGAAAGUGUUUCGUGUGUACAUACUCACAUACUGUGACCCCAAAAGGCUUUUGAACACUCAAGUCUUUGUUAUCAAAAUCACUCGUUUUUGGAGCUUCUGGAUUUCUGACGUCAAUAAAGACGUUUUACACUAGAAAGCCUUUUGCACAUCAAUGUUCAUUGUUAUAUUUAUGAAUAGAUUUUGGUCUAUAAUUAUAGAAUUAUAUUUUAAAAACAAAUCAAUAUUGGCGUUUCAUUGCACAGUAAAUGUUAUGAAUCUACCCAUGAAAAUAUUAUCUGUGGUUUGAAAUUCGCAAGGCUGAUUUGAAUGUUAAUUAUUGUGCGUUUUGUAAUGCAAUAGAAAUAAACGAAUCAAAUGUACAAUUAAACGUGACCUGUGACUUUAAAUGUUCUUUUUACAGUUUGAAUCUAAUGAAACUUGGCAAGAACAUAUCCUGGUCAUUUUUGGCCCAAAAAUCAAAAUAUAGAAAUAAAUGUGGUUUUGAUUAAAGAAAAUGAAACUUACAGUGGCAAGAAAAGUAUUUGAACCAGUUAACCAGUUUCAAUUAUUCAUUCAAUCUUUAUCUGUCUUUUUUACCUCCUUGAUCAUUCUGCAUGUGCCCUUUGAGUCGUCUUGGCUGGACGGCCACUUCUAGUGAGAGUACCCACAGUACUAAAUCAUCUCCAUAUAUAGACAGUUUGUCUUACUGUGGACAGAUGAAUAUCUAAACUCUUCAAGAUAACUUUGUAACCCUUUCCAGCUUAAUGCAAAGCAACAAUUCUUGAUCAGAGGUUUUCUGAGAUCUCUUUUUUUGUGAGGCAUGGUCAACAUCAACAGAUGUUUCUUGUGAAUAUCAAACUCAAAAUGUUUGAGUGCUUUUUAUAAGUCAAAGUAUCUCUAACCCACACCUCCGAUCUCAUUUCAUUGAUUGGAUGCCAGGUUUGCCAACUCCUGACUCAAAUUAGCAUUUUUUGUCAUCUUUAGCCUAUGGGGUUCACUUACUUUUUCCCCACAGCACUGUGAAUGUUUAAUAGAACGUGUUCAAUAAAGACUUGAAUGAUUAGAAUUGUUUGUGUGUUGUUAGAUUAAGCACACUGUGACUUUGAUGAAGAUGAGGUCACAUUUUAUGACCAAUUAAUGCAGAAGCCCGGCUAAUUCCAAAGGGUUCACAUACUUUUUCUUGCCACUGUAUUUUUAUGACCAUUAAGAUUUUUUUUUUUGGUAUUUUCAUGGAAAUUAAGCACAUGUUUCAAUGCCUUUAAUUUAUGUUGAUAGUUAAUUUAGAUGAAAAAUUACUGUAAUAAAAAACUAUUUGUUGUAUCGCCUUUAUACUGACCUUUGGAUAUCAUUGUAUUAGCCUAAUGAUAAUCUAAUCCGUGAUAGAAGUGGGAAUUAGCCAGACACAUUAAGUUUAUCAGAAUUUGCCAAAAAUGCUAACAUUUCUUUUCUUCUUUUAUUUUGAUAAUGGGUGAAAUAUGACCCAGAUGUGUUUUUGUGAGAUUCACUCAGAGGAAAUCUUGAACACAGUUGAACUGAAUGAAAUUAGUGUUUGUGUUAUUUCCUGUGACCACUCAAGUUCAUUUUUGCUCUUCCUGCCCGUCAGCAGUGGAGAAGAGAGCAUCCUCUGGCUCGACACAAGGGGGUGAAACACUAAUUGAGUUUUAAUUCAGAUGAGAAUGAUAACAGCUCAUUACGCAUGAACGAUUCAAGACUCUUGAAGAGAAGCAAAUGUUAAAUAUCUGUCUAUACAGCACUGAGCUGAGCAGUCUUUAAAGAUUACCCUGCAUUAAAGAUUACAGGGCCAACUUGCCUGGAGCUGGAAAAGGAUUUGUGCUCAUUAUGUGUCAUUAUCUUUUGUUUUCCUGUAAAAAAUCUCAUUUGGUAACUUUGGAGAGCAGGGUUUUGGAAAGAAGGGCGUGGCUAAUCCAAUGGCUUAGUUUGUUGGAAUUCUAGAACGGCUAAUCGCUUACAGCACCUUUAAGCCUCAAUAAUUCGCUGCAACUACAACACUAUGAGAAUGUGCAAAAGUUUGCCAUUUACACAGUCUAGUGAUGUCACAGAGACCAUUGAGAUAUCUCACAUGACUUAUUUCAGUGAUAUCUUUCAAGAAGUAAAAUUCUUUGCAUACAUUUCCAUGACAAAAUUGCUCAGCACCUUUAAGUUUAAUUUCCUCACCCCAUGUAGCAAGUUGAUGUUUUUUCCAUCAACUUAUUUUAAGCAUAAACUUUAUUUAAAUAUAAAUUUUAAUAAUGUAUUAGGAUAGGAUAGCCAAAAUAUUCUAUUUUGAAAAUUAAAUAUAUAUCAAGUCAAUUUAGUAAAUAAUAGUAGAUUAUCACUCCAAGUAGAUGUCAUCGGAAAUCAAAUGCAUUGUAAAUCCAGUUUAAUAUUGAGUGUAACAGGUUUGUUCAAUAAAAC